AUUAAAUCAUAUCCAUAUUCCAAUACCAUACGUCUGCAGACGAACACUUUUGCUGUAAUUUAUUUUCGUAACAUACAAAAUCAGAAGUUUUCGGUGUUCGUAUUAAAUUCUAAAGUGGAUAAAGUACCUAGAUUCUAUAUAAAGCGAGCAAUGAAAAUGUUUGCGAACUUAUGUGAAAUUCCUGAGUUAAGCAGACCGAAUGUUUUUAUCAAAGAUAAAGAGGAUUUACUUAAGAAAAUAAAUCAAAUUGUAUCAGAUGGACACAAAAAGUUACAAAUAGUAACAGACUUCGACCACACAUUGACAAGGCACAAUAUGGAUAAUGGAGACCCAGUGUUGACUAGCUACGGUAUGUUCAGAGAAUGCCCAUCAAUACCUAAAGAUUAUAAAGAUGAAGAGAAUAGAUUAUCAGAAAUAUAUAAACCAAUUGAAGUAGAUCCAGUGAUGAGUGAUGAAGACAAGACCAAGCACAUGGUUGAUUGGUAUGUGGCUGGCCACAAGUUAUUAAAAGGAAUGAAAUUUCCAAAAAACGAACUCGAAGAAGUGAGUCAAAAAAUGAAGGAGUGCUUUAGAACAGGCGUUCGAGAGCUAAUAGCAUGGAGUGAGACACAGCAGGUGCCUGUGUUGGUUUUCUCUGCAGGACUCGGAGAAUGUGUGGUAGCUGCCCUCAGAGCUGCUAAUCUUCUCUUACCUCAUGUGAAGGUGGUGUCAAACUUUCUGGCAUUUGAUGAUACAGGAGCCAUAAUUGGAAUAAAAGGAGAUGUGAUUCAUACAUACAAUAAGAACGAAACAGUCAUUAAGAACACAGAAUAUUAUGAGAUGGUGAAAGAAAGGAACAAUGUUUUAUUAAUGGGGGAUAACAUUGGUGAUGCAGGCAUGGCGGAAGGUAUGGAGCACUGUGACGUCAUCAUCAAGAUAGGCUUCUUAGGACGUAAUACAGAUGCCAACCUUCAAAAUUAUGUUAAAAAAUUUGAUAUUGUUCUGGUUAAUGAUCAUUCAAUGGACAUAGCGAAUGCCAUAUUGAAACAUGUGCUGUGAUUUAUGUUCAGUUUACUACAUAUUAUUAUCAUUGGGAGAUUUUCAAAGUAAUUUUAAACUGUCAUCUUUGUAUAUAGUCUUGCACCGCACAUUGAAUAGGUUCAUUUUACUCCUUUAAACAAUAUUGCUUAAUAAUUGGUCAUACCAAAGAGGUAUAUCUGCUUUCUAUGAAAAAUACACAGUUUUGUUCUAUAUUGUAACUAAUUUUUUUGCUUUCUUCGUAAACAUUUAGCCUUAUUGCUAUUAAAACUAAUUCCUUUAAGGCAAACCUGCUGAUUUUAACAUAGGUUUUAUUCUGUAUAAAGAACAAAGUUCUUAUGUUAAAGAUUUAUUAUUGUUUUUAUUAUAUAGUUAGUAUCCACACUGUUAUAUGGUCUAAGAUCA
Messenger RNA from Vanessa tameamea, 1422 nucleotides. It is a transcript of the gene cN-IIIB, whose product is annotated as 7-methylguanosine phosphate-specific 5'-nucleotidase. Gene Ontology annotation, molecular function: 5'-nucleotidase activity; magnesium ion binding. The record is from RefSeq and is a predicted model, not a curated record. NCBI's taxonomy places the organism in Eukaryota, Metazoa, Arthropoda, Insecta, Lepidoptera, Nymphalidae. The coding region runs from base 151 to 1038 and encodes 295 amino acids. Gene Ontology annotation, cellular component: cytoplasm. The transcript has 6 exons.